Messenger RNA from Capsella rubella, 892 nucleotides. Its product is annotated as protein CURVATURE THYLAKOID 1D, chloroplastic. The record is from RefSeq and is a predicted model, not a curated record. Gene Ontology annotation, cellular component: chloroplast thylakoid membrane; thylakoid. NCBI's taxonomy places the organism in Eukaryota, Viridiplantae, Streptophyta, Magnoliopsida, Brassicales, Brassicaceae. The coding region runs from base 93 to 680 and encodes 195 amino acids. The transcript is spliced from 5 exons.
AUCAUGGCCCAAUAAAUAAAUAAACCCUAGAAGCCUUGUUUAGAGACAUCAGAAGCCGAAGUGACUCUUGUCGUCCGUCCGUCCGUACGAAAAUGGAGGUCUGUAGCAGCUCCUCUUCCAUCAUCACUCGUCUCCCUUCGACUUCGAGCAUCAAACGCCAUGGAUAUCUGGCGGGAAACGCUUUCCAUAGAAUCUCUUUUCCUCCCCUCCAGCGAAAAGUUGCCUCUACCGAUCUCAAAUCCCGUCCCCGCACGUUGCGUUGUAGUAGAAAGUUUCCAGGAGAAACAGUCUCUGAAGAAACAUCAACUGGAGUCAAUGAGUUUGGUGUGGAGGAUUGUGAUGGAGCAGUAGAAGACUCGACUAGUGAACCUCAAGCUGUAGACGAGCAGCAGGAAACUCAAUCCCUUGAGUUCUUGAACGAUAUUAAGCUGGUGGACUCAGACAAAACAUAUUCAAUCUUGCUCUAUGGGAGUGGUGCAAUAGUUGCUCUCUACUUGACUUCUGCAAUCGUCACUUCACUCGAAUCAAUCCCUCUGAUUCCGAAGCUAAUGGAAGUGGUUGGUCUCGGAUACACACUCUGGUUCACUACCCGUUACCUGCUAUUUAAGAGGAACAGAGACGAACUCAAGACCAAGGUUGGUGAAAUAAAAAAGCAGGUUCUUGGGUCUGAUAGUGAGUGAUUUGAGUGACGACUAGUUGCUAUUGUUUUUCUUGGCUUGUAGAAAUUUGUUGCUCACAGGUUUUUCGUUUUCCCACUCGUCUUUAUGGAAACAAUUAAUACCUCUUUGGGUAUUUUUGAGAGAAAUGCUUUUUAUGAUUAGAAUUUUAGAAAUGUUCCAAAUAGCAUAUUAUGUACGUGUAUGUGUUUUUUCCAAUGUUAUGGGAUUCGACU